Messenger RNA from Oncorhynchus mykiss (rainbow trout), 4610 nucleotides. RefSeq names its product ADP-ribosylhydrolase like 1 (gene adprhl1). The record is from RefSeq and is a predicted model, not a curated record. NCBI's taxonomy places the organism in Eukaryota, Metazoa, Chordata, Actinopteri, Salmoniformes, Salmonidae.
CCUCUAACCCUCCAGCCCUCUAACUCCCCAGCCCUCUAACCCUCCAGCCCUCUAACCCUCCAGCCCUGGCGGUAGCCCUGGAGUUCUGGGGACGAGGGUAUUGCCUUUUUAGGAGACACCUGAUCACAGCCCAGUGCCUCUACACUCAGAGGCUGCUGAUAAAGAUGUGUGUUAGACUGAGUGAGAGAGAGUGACUGGUGAUUAGGCUGAUAGAGGAGCUCAGAGCUAUGGGGGUGGGGACUGAACUGGACUGCUACCGUUCACAGUUAAAAAGAGAUCCAACCACGGCACGUCCCCAUCCAGUUUAGGAAGGACACACCAUUAGAUUACCAGACCAGAGAGCAACACAGCGUGUGACGGCGUCAGAGAGCCUUCUAGGUGGACCAGACGGACAGUGGGCUGUUUUUGUUUGCCAGCAGGCUGAGGAGAAGCUCUGUCUGUUUAACCAGAGGAACACUAUCUCAGGCUUCUAGAAGCUCUGUCUGUUUAACCAGAGGAGCACUAUCUCAGACUUCUAGAAGCUCUGUCUGUUUAACCAGAGGAACACUAUCUCAGGCUUCUAGAAGCUCUGUCUGUUUAACCAGAGGAACAUUAUCUCAGACUUCUAGAAGCUCUGUCUGUUUAACCAGAGGAACACUAUCUCAGGCUUCUAGAAGAGGACUAUAGUGUCUUGGGAGUCAGACUGUUUCUGAGAGACUCUGUCUACCUGGAGCCUGUGUUGUCUAUAGACUCUGUCUACCUAGAGCCUGUGUCCUCUAUAACCUGUAGAGAUACUGUCUACCUGGAGCCUGUGUUCUCUCUAACCUGUAGAGAGACUGUCUACCUGGAGCCUGUGUUCUCUCUAACCUGUAGAGAGACUGUCCUCCUGGAGCCUGUGUUCUCUAGCUGCGUCAGUCGGUCGGUCUUCCUAUUGAAACCUACAUUACAGCCCAUCCUUUGCUUUAGUCCGGGUUGGUGGGCAUCUGAACCCGAACCCUCAUGGAGAAGUUCCAGGCUGGGAUGGUCCUAGCGGGGGUGGGGGACGCCCUGGGCUACCGUAAGGGCCGCUGGGAGAGCUGCCCCUCUGGGACACAGAUCCAGGAAGAGCUGGCCUCUCUGGGGGGCCUUGGGGCUCUGAAACUGGACCCUGACAAUUGGCCCCUCAGCGACGGAGCCCUGAUGCACAUGACCACCGCUGAGGCCCUCAUCACAGACUACUGGUGUUUGGAGGAUCUCUACAGGGAGCUGGUCAGGGUGUAUGUUGAGGCCAUGGUGUCUCUCCAGGGUCGCCCUCCUGACCCAGCCACCGUGGAGGGAUGUGCUCACCUCAAACCCAACAACUUCCUGCUUGCCUGGCACACGCCCUUCAAUGAGAAAGGUUCUGGGUUUGGAGCAGCCACCAAGGCCAUGUGUGUGGGGAUGAAGUACUGGCAGCCUGAGAGGCUAGACAACCUAGUGGAGGUCAGCAUUGAGACGGGGCGCAUGACCCACAACCACCCUACAGGUUUCCUGGGCUCUCUGACCACGGCUCUGUUUGCAUCGUACGCGGUGCAGGGCAAACCGCUGGUGACCUGGGGUCGCGACCUCAUGAAGGUCAUCCCCAAGGCCGAGGAGUACUGUAAGAAGACCAUACGCCACAUGGCAGAGUACCAGGAGAAGUGGUUCUACUUCGAGGCUAAGUGGCAGUUCUACCUGGAGGAGAGAGGCGUGGAGGAGGAGGGGCAGAACAAGCCCCUGUUUCCUGACACCUACAACGCUGAGGAGACAGACAAGGUGUAUAAGCGCUGGAGCUCAGAGGGCCGGGCUGGACGGAGGGGUCAUGAUGCUCCCAUGAUAGCCUACGAUGCUCUCCUGGCCUCAGGCUCCGACUGGACCCAGCUCUGCCGCCGCGCCAUGUUCCACGGAGGGGAGAGCAGUGCCACAGGGCUGAUAGCAGGCUGUCUGUACGGUCUCCUGUUCGGCCUGUCCCAGGUCCCUGAAGGGCUGCACCAGGAUGUGGACCGACGCACGCGGCUAGAGGAGCUCGGAGCCGAACUGUACAAGGCAGCCUCCGCAGAGAGGAGCACAGAGAAAGCAGAGAGAGCAGCGAAUGCAGGGCCAUCAGGCCUCAUUGUGGACACCAGAACCCUGAGGAGGCUGGUUUGGGACCGGACGACCCGCCCGGAGCUCAGAGGGGUUCUGGAGAGCCUGCUCCACUACCUAACCCAGGACCUGCCCGGCCGGAGCCCAACCGCGAGGCCCCCUGAGAGGUUAGGGCUGGAGGUCAGUGUGGGGUUGAAGGUGCCCCAGUUCAGCAGGUGUGGAGGUCGACCAGCAGGGAGCGACGUCUCAAGACGCCUCACCUCCUUCCAGCUUCUCCAGGCCAAGUUCCUGAGGAACACCCCCAACCCUCCGCUCACUCACCGCCGGGAGGUGGGGGCCCUGGCACUGUCCUCCAGAGGGGGUGGAGGAGGAGGCUGUGGCAGCCAGAGCCAUGGCAGAGAGACCCCUAGUGGACAGGUUGAGGGCUGCAUUCCCAAAACAGGACGUGGAGUGAGAAAGGGAAACACUGUUAAGGAUGUGCUGGCCAGGUUUGCCGCAGCAACGCAGAAAGAGAGGGGAGGGGCCACACAGGUGGGAGGAGCGUCGAAAAGACCCCGACCAAUCGGCAAGGGGAAGCUACUGUCUGCCAUAAUGGACAAGUUUGAAACCAUGGCGACGGUGUACCGGGGAAGUGACGUGAGUUGCCAGAAGAAAAGCACCUCUCCUGGUACCAGCUCAUCUGGACGUGUCAACGAAUUAGUGAGUCGUCAGGAAGAAGAGGUACAACAGUGCUUAGGUCAACCAGGUCAACCCGUCAAAGGUCAGAGUUCAGUGAAGCAACAGGUUAAGAGUAAAGGCUGGGGACAGCAGAGGAAAGAGAACCCCUAUGGAGUACAGGAAGGAGAUAGAGGAUCAGAGAAGACAGUAGCUGGUCUGAAGGAUUCACUUCAACACAGAAAAGGGAGGAACUGGAAUCAGAAGGUGAAAGGUCACUCUGUAGUCAAUAAGCAGAUAAGGGCUCCAGGUUCAGAUCAAGAAGCUGAAGGUCAGAUUCAGGAUUCAAUUAAGGAGGUAGAAGUUUGGGGUGCUAAUCAACAGGUAGAUACUCUGGGUACGAACCAACAGGUAGAUACUCUGGGUACGAACCAAGAAAAGGUUGUUAGCUCAGGUCAAAGACGAGAAGGCCAUGGUUCAGAAUUGAACAAGGAGCUAAAGGUUCAGAGUGAAAACAUUGAAGUUAAGGCCUCAGUGGGUCAGGAAGUGGUGGUACAGGCUUCACAUCAGGAAAAUCAGGAUCCUGAUCAAGACAGUGAAGUUAAAGUUUCAGGUCUGGAGCUCAAGGCACAGGUUACAGGUCAGGAGGUCAAGGCACAGGUUUCAGAUAAGGAAUUAAAGGUACAGGUCUUAGGUCAGGAGCUUAGCUAUGUGCAGGUAGAGCUGCUCUGCUCUGCUGCAGUGGUCCAGUGGUCUCCCCCAGCACCCCAGGUAGGGAUACCUGAGGUAGAGGCCUUGCAGUCUGGGUACCUGGCAACACUGCUCCCUUGUCCUCCUGUGUGGGCACUAGCUUCCUCUGUGGAUCCACCAGCACAGAAAUACUCAGGGUUAGGGUCCAAAACCAGGACCCUGGAAGGCUCACAUCUCUCCUACCCCUGGAGAAAACAGUACAUGGAUCCACCCCAACCCCGGUCCACCCAGAGAGGCCAGCCCAGAUACCCCAUCCCUAGGAGGGCCCACGGCUCAGAAUCAGAACCAUCAGAACUGGGCGAGGCCCAUAACGCCAGCCUCUCACCCCCAUCUUCUGAAUCUACGACCCCUGAUGUCAUGACCUCUGUCCCCACAACCCCUGAUCUUGACCUUUGCUUCCUGCCAUCAGCGCCCACAACGUCCAACCAGGAGCACCGCCCACAUGAAGCCAAACAGGAAGUAAAUGCCCCCACGGCACUGCAAAGUGGGGAGGGGGAGGUGACAUGUCAGGAGGGGGAGGGGCAGGGUAGCGCUGUGAUGUCACACAAAGAUGACGCCAUCACUAUGCGUGGUUCGAAUGUUGCAGAGCCAGAAAGACUACAGACAGAAAAGCAGGAGAGACCAAAGUACAGGACGUUAAACUACGGCGACCCUUCUGCGAAACUGAUUCAUAAACCCAGAAUCAUCCGAUUCACAGAUACCUUUAAUUUCUAAGUCCCUCGUCCACUCACUCUGACUUCAGUGAUGCGUUCGUCUGUGAAGGAUAAAAGCCUUCUGAACUUUCUCUCUCCUCACAGUGAAACACGAUACACCUUCAAGGUCAUGCCAGCUAUCCCAUGUGUUGCUGUCCUCUGAAAGCCGUGGGGUUGCAGGAAGCAGCCUACGCUCUACGUGUGGUGAUUUACUCAGAAGCUGUGUAACGCUCCAAGUAGAGUAGCGUGUGUGUGUGUGCGUCGUCCGUACUGUAACAGUGGAAAGACAAACAGAACAGCGGUGUUAAACAUUGACUAAGCUAAGCCUAAUCUUUAGAAUGGGAUUUUCGUGGAAAACAAUGUGAAGCAAUAAUACCAGGACUUAAACUGUAGCUAUGACAACCGAGUCAAACAAACCCUCUGCUCUUUAUCAGAUUAAAGAAACUCAAUCCC